This is a messenger RNA of Dermochelys coriacea (leatherback sea turtle), 3400 nucleotides long. It is a transcript of the gene PDYN, whose product is annotated as prodynorphin. The record is from RefSeq and is a predicted model, not a curated record. Gene Ontology annotation, cellular component: axon terminus; neuronal cell body; plasma membrane. Gene Ontology annotation, biological process: neuropeptide signaling pathway; sensory perception; chemical synaptic transmission. Gene Ontology annotation, molecular function: opioid receptor binding. NCBI's taxonomy places the organism in Eukaryota, Metazoa, Chordata, Testudines, Dermochelyidae.
UGGAAAUACACAUCCAGUUCAUUGGGCCAGGCCUUUCCCUGGAGUCCAGGGCACUGUGCAUUCUCUCUCUGUCUUUUCCAUAGCUCUGGGAGCUUGACUCCAUCUCGAAGGCGUUACCGAGCCGAUGAAGGCUUUCUGACUGUUGGAAAACAGGCUGCCAGGUGGCCAGCAGGUGGGUGACUUUAAGGUGACUACCAGUCUAGGCUGGAUUUGAAUCAGCUACCAGAGGUGAGAAGCACCUUGCUCCAUUGCCAGCCUACGAGCGUUGUCUGUCCAUUUGUUUUUCACGGGUAAGUUCCAGGCUGCUUGGGAAGGGCUCGUCUCUGGGUCUGGCGUGUCCUCUGUCUUAUUGCGACACAGCCGGCAAUCCCACAUCCCAGCAGUGUCACUAGGAGAGCCACUUGGCAGGGCAGGCGCUCAGCAGGCUGGAGUGGGUUAGACUUGGAGAUUUGCAAAUGUAAAUGAUAUUCAGUAGCCUGUGUGUGUGUAUGCGCACGUGUCUGUGUGUGUGUGUGUGUGUGUGUGUGUGUGUUUACCCUCCUCCUUCAUACUCCCUUUUGCAUACUCUUGCUUUGAGCAGAUGUGGGCCUGGGGAUCAUUGGGGGCCCGACUCAGGGCGGUGGAGAGGAGUCUGUGACUGAUUAUUCACAGCUUCCGUCUCUCCCUAUUGGCUCUGGAGAGCCUAUGCUGAGCUGGGGCUCAGUGACAGGAGGAGGCUCCUUGUCAAUAAAAAGAGGGGAUAGAAAGAGUAGGGCUGUAAUUCCAAAGGGGAACAAGCAGAGCUCUGCAGUCCUUGGGCUACAAAGCCAAAAGCUACAGCUGCAAAAAGGGAGCAGUUUCCUCCCUCCCACCUUCACUGAUGACCAGAUAAACCUAAAGCUGAGGAAAGGAGAUGGACAGAAUCUGCUGAGACUCUCAACUUUCCAAGAGCCUGCAGCUCCCAGAAUCAACUUUCCACCCAAACUCUGCCCCAGGCGGGGAGCUCUCCAGAAACUGAGAGGAACACACAGGAAGUGCCCAUUGCGCAGAAUGGAGUGGCAGGUCCUGGUGUUGGCUCUUUGCAUGGGUUUGGCUCAUUCGGCCUUUGCAGACUGUGCAGCCCAGUGCUCCGUGUGUGCUGUGCAGACCCAGGAUUUGGAGAAGCCCCUCAGUCCUCUGAUCUGUUCGCUGGAGUGUCACGGUUCCUUGCUGUCCAGCGCAGAGUGGGAGAGGUGCCAGACCAUUCUGGCUCUCCUCGCCCCACUGAUGGUGGAUGUGGGAGGCCAGGGCCUGUCCCCUCUGGAGGCUGAGGCCACGGCAGAGCCAGAGGGGAGCCCCAUCGCCGGCGAGUUCCCCAGCGGCCUGGUCAAACGCUAUGGUGGCUUCAUGAAGAAACUGGACAAGAACAAGAUUUUCUCCCUCUUGCGUGAGAACGCCCACAGCAAAGGUGGCAUGGCUAAGAAGUACGGUGGCUUCUUCCGCAAGCCGGGGGAGAGGGCGGCCUCUGAGGUGGAGGAGGACUACCCAGAGCUGGAAGCCAGGGAGACAGGUGACCACGGGGAGGAGCCUGAGGAAGGAAACCUCAAGGAUGAGAUGAAGCGCUACGGGGGCUUCCUUCGCAAGUACCCCAAGCGGAGCUCGGAGCUGGCACCCGAGGGGGAGGGGCAGGAGCUGGAGGACCUGCACAAGCGCUACGGGGGCUUCAUGCGCAGGAUCCGCCCCAAGCUCAAAUGGGACAAUCAGAAGCGCUAUGGGGGCUUCCUGCGGCGCCAGUUCAAGGUGACGACGCGGUCGGAUGAGGACCCCAACGCCUACUCGGGGGAGGUCUUGGACCUGUAGAAACUCGCCCCCCACCAGCCAAGAUACUUCCAGUAGGGACUGCAUCACUCCUCCUGACCCACAUCACCCUCCCGUGCUCAGCUGCGCUCUGCAGGCAUCACACCCCAAUCCGUCCUUUGAGUGAUACCCAGGUGCACCACCCUGCUGCCGCUUCCCUGAAGAGCCAGAUGUUUAGAAACCAGGCAGGGAUUGCAGCCGGCAAUGUUUCUCCCCAGUUUCUGUCUCUCUCAGCUCUGGGACUUGGACCAGUACUAAUCCAAUCGGCCCAGCUAUGGGUUUAGUUCAGCUGUAUGGAAAGCAGGUUACUUUUAAUUAAGUCUCAGAUGACUGACUGUUAAUCCUCCUUGUGACCCUUAGCGAUGAGCCCAACUCAAGCUCCCACCCUCCACUCGGAAUACCCCAAACACUGGGAAAGUUCAGCUCUGGAUCCAAACUUGGUGGCUGGCCCCUUUGGUCCUUUGUGGACCAAACCAGAGCUCCAGGUCCAAAGGCCUCCCAGCUUUGGAGGAGUUUGGCUCUAGCUCCAAAUUGGAACCAUACAGCUUUGCGGUGGAACCCCAUUUCCAAGGUCCCCAGCGCUGGCACCAGGUGCUGCUGGCAUUUCAAAUAUAAAUAUUCUAAUGGAAACAGAGGCAUCUGCUACUUGCCUUCUAGUCUAUCCAUUCAGAUGCCUUUGCUCAGAACAUCCCAAUUGUUCUCUAAUUGCACAGUGUCUCCCAGGGGGACCUGUGUUUGUAUGGGAGGGCAUCUAUCCUGGAGAGCAAGGCGGGCUUGCCCUAUAGGACCCUGACUUGCUUCAUUAUAUUCCAACUAAAUCACAGCUGUGACCCUUUAUAAUACACAUGAGAGAGGCACACUUCUAAUGAAGCGAUGAAAUCACAAUAGUGUUGCACUUCUGAAGGCACCCGAGUCAACCUCUCGUUUGUCACCUGGGGAUUUAUGCGCACAGUCAUUAAGGGAGCAGAGUGAAUGUAGGUAUUGUGCUGCCAGAUUUGCUGGCACAGUCUGAUUCUUUGUGCCUUGGAGUGAUUGUGUGCACAGAAUUGCAGGUGCAAAUAAGUUGGAGCACAAACUGACACUAGCUGUCCCCAUUCUGUCUCUGCCCACAGGGGAUCGCUCUCACACACAAUAACAGAAAUCAAUUAGGAGCCAUUUCUGAAAGUUUGGCUCAUCAUGUAGUUCUCAUUGCAACCAUCAGUGUUCUCCCCCAUCCCCCAGCUAAUGCUGAAUUGCAACAGGCCAACAAAAUGACCAUGAGACGGAGGCAGGAAAGAGCAGGGCUUGGCACAUUGUUUCCUUUUCUAACAUCAACCAUGGGCAAAAUUGGGAAAUUAAAAUAGAUGAAACUUAAGAUGAAAAAGAGUGUAGAUGAGGUUGGACUCUGCCUGAGACGUACUGUUUGGCUGAGCACAGCCCUCCAUCGGCCGUCAACUGCUCCCUUGUGCUGUUCUGAAAUGUACAGAUCGUUUCGGAGUCUGGUUACUUUUCGUUAUUACAUUUACAAGAAGAAAUAAAGUUUGGUCUGUCUUGAGAUGGGCCACGUUCACCCCCUUCCUUUUCUGUACGGUAAAUAAAAAGAUGU